Molecule: messenger RNA, 2937 nt
Organism: Colletotrichum scovillei
Lineage: Eukaryota; Fungi; Ascomycota; Sordariomycetes; Glomerellales; Glomerellaceae
Exons: 4
Coding region: 852-2636 (594 amino acids)
Source: RefSeq, a predicted model, not a curated record
UAGCAAUUAGCUUCCUCCAUGACCUCGUCCUUCCCAACCUCUUUCCCAGUCUCCUUCCUCUCCGGCCGGCACACCCCAACCUUUGACAUGGCACACACGACAUACGGAAUAAUCAUGCAAUGAACCCCUCCUGUGCCGCAGCUUCCCUGUUCUGAGCUGCUGCACCUCCCACACACCUCACCCAGAACAAGGCAGCGGCUUCCUGAUCUCUCUGCUAUCUGAGCUCCCCUCACCCAGCUCGAAGCAUCUGCACGUUACGUUUCUCCUCCCGCAUCCGCAAGGCUUUGCUGCAGUAAGCUCUGCCCCCUUCUCCUCGUACUCUUCCAAACCCCAACCAGCUCGCUCCCUCAAAGCCGUUUCACUCGCACAAAAUACGCAGCCCCCGAAUCUUCCUCGUUGGCGUCGUUGCGUGAAACACUCCUCCGGAGACUCCACACUCCAAAUUCCUCCCGUAGAAUUGUCUGGCAUCCUUUUGUGUUCCUCCAUUUCUUUUUUUUCUCACCAAAAAGUCAAUCCCAUCACCUUGACGCCUACUUGCUUCCUACGACUAGCGCCGCAUUUUAAGGUAUCGCCCAGAGACAGCCGCAUUCGUCAGCGUUGUUGCCCGUCUCAACCCGCCACCCUCGCUGUGGGUUCCAAGGGAACGGCUUCCUUUUCUGCCAUUUUCAUCGAGUUUUCCUUCCCAAAAGGUUUCUCUUACCUGUGCUGACUUGAGCCGUGAUAGAAGGGCAGCCGACGAAGAGAAUCCACCUUUUCAAACGCUCGUCCUUGUGCGAUUGAGUUGGCCGAGUGACGACGAGAGUUGAGCUACCCAACUUCAACCUACUUCGCCGCGGAGGCCGUCGUCCACAAUGGUUUCCGUGACCAUCACCUACAAGCAGCCCGGGACGCAGCCUCCCAUCUUUGUCGCCGGCUCCUUCUCGAAUCCAAAAUGGGAGCCCCAGGAGAUGGACUUCACCACCGAAGAUGGUGGAGAACACACGUUCUACAAGAACAUUGAAGUUCGGCCAAACGCGCAGAUCGAGUACAAGUUCCGUGUUGGUCUAGGGGACUGGUGGGUUCUUAACGAGACUGCAGCUAUAGUCACCGACGGAUCUGGCAAUCGUAACAAUCUCCUCACAGCACCUGCGUCCCAAGAGUUGAAGGAACUCAACGGUGUGAACGGCGACAGCCAAACUGCAAGCGAAAACGCCUCAACUUCCGAAGACUUGGACGCCUCAAAAGCUCCCAGAGAGCAUACUGCUGCCCAAUUUGAGCCGAAAAUAAAGCUCCAAGAUCGUCUGAAGGACGAGGAGCGGCAAAGACUCUCGUCGACCCCGAUCGGCCAAGUUGCGGACACCGCCGCAGAGGUCGCUGAUACCGCUGAGAAACUUGACGCCGAGGUCGACAUGUCUAGACUUGCAGCGCUCCCCAAGGGUGUGGAGCACCUCAAGGAUGAGGAGAGGAAGCGCCUGUCUUCGACACCGAUUGAACAAGUUGCGAGCACUGCGGCUGAGGUUGCCGAUUCUGCCCAGAAGCUGGACGCUGAUGAGGAUCUUAAGGAAGAGGACUCGGACGACUCUCCUGCACCAUUGUUCGCUCACGAAGCUCUUGGACCCUACGAGCCUUCAGCUGAUGACGAAGAUGAAAUUCCAAAGGACUACGACCAUCAUGGCACUGUGGAGUACGAUGUCGACAAGUAUGACCUCAAUGAUCCCACCCUCGAGCGGUGGCCCUCUAACAGGGACGGAAUCAUCGAUGCCGUGCGCAAGGUCGAGACUGGGCGCAACGAGGAUCAGACUGCUUUCUACGGCGCGCCUAUUUCACCUAUCAAUGGAAUACGCCGAGCUAGUGCUGAUCAAUACUUCGAUGAAGCUGUCCUUUCGUCAGGCCCCUCUAGUCCAGCUUCCACCAAGAGGCUGGAGCUUCCGCGAAAGUCACACGGCUCCAUGGUCUCGGACAGAUCGCUCCUUUCUCUGGGAUCAAUUGCCGAAGAGGAUAAGGAGACUCCGAAUGCCGAUGAGGCCAAUCGCGAGAAUGAGGGCUUGGUCAGAGUUCCGAGCCCCGCGGUACGGCCAACGCCGCAUGCUUUUACACCACCUGGGAGUGACGAUGACGAGGGAGUCGUUAUGAAAGGCUCCAAGUCCAGGAAAAGCUCAGAUUCGUCAAGCUCAGAUUCACCUGCUGUCAACGUCCAGUCCAACGGCAAGCAGUCGAGGGAUCUGUCGCCCAAGACUCGGCCCGCUGAGCCUGAUAGCCCUGCCAUUCGCGUCGAGCCGCCCCAAGACAGAGCAAGCUCCAGUGUCAGUCAGGAUGGUGAACUGGCAGGGGCUUCUGCUUCGAGCCCCGGCGGCGAGGCAACGACCUCCGGCCGCGAUGGUGGUCACAAAGGCCAGCUCAAAAAGCGCGGGCCUGCAUCGACCGAGCGUCCUGGAACCCCUUCCUCAAUACACAGCGUUACAGACAGCAAAGGAGGCUGGCUCCAGGCCUUCUUCCGCGUAUUAUUCGUAGACUGGAUUGGUGGACUGUUUAGCCGGUUGUUCGGCAGCAAGAGAAAGGCGAUGCUGGCCACGAGCACGGCUGCCAUCGUUGUAGGAGUUGCAUGGUGGAAGUUCGCCAUGGGCGGCGACUUGACCUGGCUUGAAGCAUUGAUUUGAUGGGUUACACAAAGAUGGGAAGGGUGUGUGCGGGCUGAAAUUGCAAAGUACCGGAGGUUGCGGUCAAAACAAAACAAACUUUUGAUUUGUACAAUUAGGUAAUGGGUCGUGGAAAGUAUCGUUAUGGAGGACGAAGAAUCGAUAACCAACAGCGGAAGUGGUGGAUGAUAGCGGAAAGCAGAAGUUGCGUUGAGUGAGCAUCAAAACAGACUUUGAUAUUCGAUGAUUUUGACGCCGAAACAUCUUUUUUCUGUUCAGGGUGCCUCCCCGGGAACCAUUGCUUGCUUGCCUGCUGGCUUAC